This is a messenger RNA of Clonostachys solani, 2067 nucleotides long. Lineage: Eukaryota; Fungi; Ascomycota; Sordariomycetes; Hypocreales; Bionectriaceae. The record is from the annotation of a GenBank genome assembly.
AUGGAGGAAGCAACCAGACAACAUUUUUUCAACCAUGGAAAAGAGGGCUUUGAGGAUGAGAAAAAUGACUGUCACUGGUGCCAGAUCCGCGCUUUCAAGACCCACCCCAAUAUCCCUAUCACCGUGGUGAAUGAAGUUGACGAUGAAGUUCUGCCCGAAAACUUCAGGUUUAUAGACAAGAUGGUCUAUGGCCAGGGCGUCGAGGCUGCUGAGGAUAGUUUCCGGAGCGGCUGUUCCUGCGGGGAUAACGGCGCCAAAUGCCAGUACAGCGCCUGCGAUUGUCUUGCUGAUCUCGAGGAGGACGAUGAGGACGUUAAGGCGUACGCUUACCACACCGGCGGCUCCAAGGCUGGCCUGCUUCGCUCAAGAGUGAUUGACUCGAGCCAGCCAUUAGGACGAACAGUCCCACUACAGAUUUUUCGGACAAUUAACCGUGGUUGGGGUGUCCGCUGUCUCGAAGAAAUUAAAGAAGGCCAAUUUGUUGACUGCUAUCUUGGAGAAGUCAUCACUUCCGCCGAAGCAGAUCGCCGCCGUGAACACUCUGCGAUCUCACAAAGAAAGGACGUUUAUUUGUUUGCACUGGACAAAUUCACGGAUCCCAACUCUCUGGAUCCCCGUCUCCAAGGUCCUCCACUAGAGGUGGAUGGGGAGUUCAUGUCUGGCCCUACCCGUUUCAUUAACCAUUCAUGUGACCCCAAUAUGCGAAUCUUUGCGCGAGUUGGUGACCAUGCGGACAAACACCUCCACGACCUGGCUUUAUUCGCAAUCCGCGACAUUCACAGGGGUGAAGAGCUCACUUUUGACUAUGUGGAUGGGGUUGCGGAGGACAACGAAGAAACUACACAGAACGUUGAUAGCAUGGCAAAGUGUCUAUGCGGAAGCAAGAACUGCCGGAAGUUUCUAUGGCAUGCCGCGCAAUCUGGGCACGACCUCACUUCCACCCGUGGAAACAAGAUCUGGUACAACUCCAGACUGGCCCUACGCACCCUACGAAACCGCAGCCGCGACUACCAACGGAUCUACCAACGGCAAAUCGCCGACGGCCGCCCAGACGUGACCUGGAUGGCAUGCGGCGUUUCCCACUGUGGGCAGUGCACCUUCUACGACAGGAUGAGCAUGUAUAAUCACAACUCUCGCCGGUUUACUGCCUGGCGCGAAGAGAUCUUCGUCGAGUUGAUGGUGGAAGUCCUCGCAAGAGGAAACAGGGCAAGAAGAAACAGUGCAAGAGGAAACAAUGCAAAAGGAAACAAUGCAAAAGGAAACGGUGCAGGAGGAAACGGUGCAAGAGGAAACGGUGCAGGAGGAAACGGUGCAGGAGGAAACAAUGCAAGAAAAAACGGCGCAAGAGGAAACGCCGUGAGCCUAGAUGAUAUCGACUCGUUUAUCCAAUCACCGCCGAUCCGGGGUGCCUUCUGGGAAUUCCACAAGACGUGUGGGGUAACAGUGCAGGAGGUCGAGCCGGCUGCCAUGCUGGCCAAGCUGACCGGCCUCAUGCCGGCGGUGGUGCGCCUAGUCCGGGCGCCCGUGAUUGGAGAGGUGAGACUGGACAGAGGCACCAGCGACGUCAAGGAGAAGAGGCAUGCUGUAGGAUGGUAUCUGGGGGAUUUGGCAAUCUUGAGGAGGGGUGGCAGAAGGUGGGACACAAGAGAUAAGAUUAAGAAGGAAGAGCGCGAGACGCUGGAUGUGCACCUGUGCUUCUCGCACUACCUGGCUGGGAGGCCCCAGACGUGGAAGCUGGAGGACUAUCUGUUGCAGUUUUGCGUCGUCGCCGAGUCCUGGCGGCGGUAUGGGUUGCAGAGAGGGUGUAGAUGGGGGUUUGGUGGCGCUGAGAAGGCCGCCGAUCUGAUGUGCGCGGUGCUUCUCAACUGGUGGAUCAUGACGGGGUACGACUGCUUUGAGAAGAGAAGGCAUAACCGGCUGUCAAUCAAUCUGCUCUGGGAGGAGUGGAUGGAACGCUACCCUCGCUUCCUGCAAGGUGAUGAGAUGGAAGAGCAGGGUGGCAGCUCGGAGAAGGUGUUGCAAGGAGUUGGCCGGGCCGUGAUGCUGGGCGUUUCGGCAAAGUGUUGA